Molecule: messenger RNA, 1020 nt
Organism: Brassica oleracea var. oleracea
Lineage: Eukaryota; Viridiplantae; Streptophyta; Magnoliopsida; Brassicales; Brassicaceae
Product: choline/ethanolaminephosphotransferase 1-like
Exons: 8
Coding region: 392-805 (137 amino acids)
Biological process (GO): phospholipid biosynthetic process
Cellular component (GO): membrane
Molecular function (GO): phosphotransferase activity, for other substituted phosphate groups
Source: RefSeq, a predicted model, not a curated record
CUAAAGGGGUUCUUCCCCCAUGUGUCAGCUAACGAAAGCUAAAUCAUAUAUUUUCCAAAAAAAAUUUCUUCUCUUUUUUUCUUUUCUUUGGUUUCUCUCGGCUUCUCCGGCGAUUCUCUCGUGCUCUCCGCAGGACGACGAUGGCUGUUGUUCUCUCCUACGCACCUCCAAGGUUGAAACAAACGUAUUGUUUGUUCAAUUGCUCUCCUUCGCACCUCCAAGCUCUCCUUCGCACCUCCAAGGUUAAAAAAAUGGUUGAGAAAGUAAUUAAAGUUGAGAAGGAAGCAGCAAGAGAGUUAUCUGAAGCCCAAGCAGAGAUCAAAGCAUUGAAGUUGCCUGAACGGCAGAGAGAGAAGGCUGUCGAAGAGAAUCAGCAUGAGGUUAGAGAGUAAUGGGUUACAUACGAGCACAUGGUGCAGCUUUUCAUAGGUACAAGUACAGUGGAGAGGAUCACUCUUAUCUUGCCAAAUACCUUCUCAACCCUUUUUGGACUCGUUUUGUCAAAGCCUUCCCUCUAUGGAUGCCACCAAACAUGAUAACGCUUAUGGGGUUUAUCUUUCUAGUCACAUCUUCCCUGCUAGGAUACAUAUAUUCACCUCAGUUGGAUUCUCCUCCUCCACGAUGGGUGCACUUCGAACACGGUUCGCUCCUAUUCUUGUAUCAGACAUUUGAUGCGGUUGAUGGGAAGCAAGCAAGAAGAACGAACUCCUCUAGCCCCCUAGGAGAGCUUUUCGAUCAUGUUGAUUUUUCAGAAGGAAGAAGCUCGAGAGAUGGAGGCUGCCGUUCUAUUGAAGCCGACGCAUAGGCUCAAGUAUCAUUUUCUCCUCAGCUUCUGCCAUGUCCGGAGAAGAGAACGCUGUCGAACUCAAGAUUGGAGAUGGUAACCUCUCUGUUAUUCCCGUCUUUGUAUCCCCAGCUAUUGUAUUGCAAAAUUAAGGUUUUUUAUCUUCUUCUUUUCAUUCGAAUUGGUCUUAGUCCAUAACGAUUCUUUUCGAUUGAUCUUACACUUUUUCAAAAUUU